UACAGUCCGUGUGUACUACUGGUAACGAUCAUCAGUGUGUAUGAGGUGAACCGCGCGCUCUUCUUCUCUGGGCGUCUCCAGCUGUCUUCACCGUAUUCUUUCAGAGUCUCACAGCCGCAGACAUGACUCUACCUCUGGGAUGGCUCUCAGUUGUAGCCGCGGGUGUUUUCUCUGCUCAUGUUUUGCAGAAACUCUGCUUCCCAUACUUUUGGAGGGACCUCUUAUUCCUGCUUAAAGUGAUCAGGUACGGAGUAAAGCUGGAGCUGUCCAAGCUGACAGCCAGCGUGUGUACGGUCCUGGACAAGUUCAUCCAGCAGGCUCAGCGCAUACCCGACAAGCCGUUUGUUAUCUACGAUGGAAACGUCCACACCUAUCGGGACAUCGAGCAGCGUAGCAACAGACUCGCCAAUGUUUUCCUCGAGACAGUACACUUGAUGAAAGGAGACUGCAUCGCCUUGCUGAUGAGCAACGAGCCCGACUUCCUAUGCGUUUGGUUCGGGUUGGCGAAGGUUGGCUGCUCGGUGGCUUUCCUCAACACCAACAUCAAGUCCAAGUCUUUGCUACAUUGCAUCAACUGCUGUGGAGCUAAAACUCUAAUAGUUGGUUCAGAUUUAGUGGAAUGUCUGGACGACAUCCUAACCAGCCUGCUGGAGGACGGCAUUCAGGUGUGGGCCAUGAAGAGCCAGAGUGAGCGCACACAAGUGCACACUCUGUUGGAUAAGAUCGAUGCUGCCUCAGACCAGCCUGUACCAGCAGUGUUAAGAGCCACCACCUCCUUAAAAUCCCCCACUCUCUACAUCUUCACCUCUGGAACAACUGGGCUCCCUAAGGCUGCAGUGAUCACCCACCUCCAGAGCUUGAAGGCAGCAGCAGGGUUUUGGGCGUUUGGAGCAACUGAAGAUGAUGUAAUGUACAUCCCUCUGCCACUUUACCACAGUGCAGCUUCACUGAUCGGUAUAGGAGGAACCAUAGAGCUGGGUGCAACCUGCAUCUUAAAGAGGAAGUUCUCAGCCUCCCAGUUCUGGAAUGACUGUCGAAAUCAUGAUGUUACUGUUUUCCAGUAUAUUGGUGAACUAUGCAGAUACCUCUGCAACCAGCCUAAGACAGAGAUUGAUGAAAUUCACAAGGUGCGUAUGGGAGUUGGGAAUGGACUGCGACAGGACGUUUGGCAGGAGUUCCAGAGUCGCUUUGGAAACAUUAAAAUGUGUGAGGUGUAUGGCUCCACUGAGGGAAACCUGUGUUUCAUGAACCACAUCGGCAAAAUUGGAACUGUGGGCCGCUCCAACUUCUUCUACAGGCUCCUGUUCAAGUAUGAUCUGAUAAAGUAUGAUAUGGUGAAAGAUGAACCAGUGAAAAAUCUAUAUGGUUUCUGUCAGCGAGUGGAGAGGGGUGAGACAGGGCUUCUACUGUCCAAGGUGAGCGCCAUUAGCCCAUUCUUUGGCUAUGCUGGAAGCAAGCAGCUGACUGAAAAGAAGCUGAUGAGAGAUGUGUUCGUGAAGGGAGAUGCCUACUUUAACACAGGUGACCUCAUGGCUGAAGACCAGGAGGGCUUCAUCUGUUUCAAAGACAGAGUGGGAGACACCUUCAGGUGGAAGGGUGAAAAUGUAGCAACAACAGAGAUAACAGAGACUCUUGGGCAGGUGGAUUUUAUCCAAGAGGUUAAUGUGUAUGGAGUGGAAGUACAAGGGCACGAAGGCAGAGCAGGUAUGGCUGCCAUGAUUACAAGACCAGGCUGCAUGUUUGAUGGGAAGAAACUUUUUGAGCAUGUGGUGAGGGACAUACCAGCUUAUGCUCGUCCACUCUUCAUAAGGCAUCAGGAGGUCAUGGAAAUGACGAGCACCUUCAAGCAGCAGAAGUUUCAUCUGGUACAGAGCGGCUUCAACCCCUCAACAAUCUCUGAUCUUCUAUAUGUGUUGGACUACCAGCUGAUGAGCUACAUUCCUUUAACAGACAGUAUCUACCAGAGCAUCCUCUCUGGGGAACGCAAGCUAUAGACCUCCAAAGAAUGGAUGUGAUGAUGAUACAGUUUGAAACAAUGCACAAAGCAGAGUAGAAAUAAACACGGCUUAUCGAAGCACGUUGUAUUCAGUGGAAUAAUGACAAUUUGCUAUGGUCUAAAUGAAAAGCCAUUGUCUAAUUAGUGAAUUAUAGGAUCACGAAGAGUUGAUUGUAUACAUGUGAAUGGUGAUGUCCUGAUGAGAUUUCUUUGUUAAACAAAAGAUCGAAGGAACGUGAAUGUAUCACCAUGAAAAAACAACUUCUAAAUUAACUUUAUUUUACCCUCACAUCAGCUGAAACAAUGUGUUUGUCAUUUUAAUAAGGAAGCCCCUCUUUUGCCAAUGCAUUUGAUAAAAACACUGCUAAACACCUAAUUUAAAGGCCCUUAAAGGUCUACUGUAUGGAAUUUAGUGGCAUCUAGCUGUGAGGCUUCCCAUUCUCAUUCUCGGGUCGUCAAAUAACAAUGCUUCAUGCCCUAUGGCCUCUUAUAGCUACGCACAGGGCAUUCUUUAGUGUCUCUAUGUGAUGCACGGCUGAAACACAUUGUAACUUGGUUAAGUUUGUGAAACAGUCGCAGUUAGCUUUAGUCAACAUACCUACUUAGUCAGGUUUAGAAAAAAGAUCAUGCUUUGAUUUAAACGAGCCCAGUGCUCGUUCAAAACAUGCCUGUUCAGAAUGUGCUGAUUGCUUGGCCUGUGGUAUCCCUGCUCGCAGCUUUCUCAAGAACUGCUCAUCCAAACAUCACACUUGAAACUGCUUCUUUGAGCAAUACACCUGGACCCAUAGAUUAUUUUAUGAUGUUUAGGUAUGGACAUAUAAAAUUAUGUUGCUAUUUUAAGUCAUUGUACCCCAUAAUAAUGUAAAAAAAAAAAAAAAAAAAAUACUCAGCGCUGUGCGACUUACUUACUAUGUAUUUGUAUUUCUACUUCAGAGGAAAAAUAUUGUAGGUCUACAAUUACAUUUACCUGACAGUGACAUGUUAUGUUUAUCAAUUAAGAUGUGAUGCAUUAAUAUUCAUUCAACUAUUCAGCAUUUUAUGAACUGAAUACUCCACCUUAAACAGAUAUUAGUAAAUUCAAGUACAAUGUGCUGGUAAUGCCUGUUUUUCACUAUUCAGUUUAAGUAAAUAUUUGAAUGCAGGAUUUUACUGUGUAGUAUUUAGAGUUUAUUCUUUUAUAUAUACACACAAACACACAUACACACACACACACACAUAUAUAUAUAUAUAUAUAUAUAUAUAUAUACACAUCAUAUAUUGCAUUCAAACAGAUAGUACACUCUAGCGCCUCACUGUUUCAACAAUGGUAGCCGCUGCGUACCAAAAAGCUAUGAUAACAUUGAUGAAACCAUAGAUAUCAUAUACAGUAGAUACCUUCGGCUUCGGCCCGCUUCAGCGAUGCGUCAACGUCGCCGCCAUCUUGGGGAGGUCACUGCCUGCUGGCUAGUACUGUUGUGUAUGGGGAUAAGUCUUCAGCAAACUUGCCAUGCUCACUCAAAAGUCUCAAAGUGUAACUGGGUGCCGGUCCAAAAUACUACAGCAAAGCAGAAAAACCCGACAGCACUCACUAAUGUAUAAUACUUUUUAAUAUAAUGGAUUGCACAGCAGCAGUCAAAUGGACGUGUUUCAGCUCAUAGCCGUCCUCAGCGUUAGGAAAUGGCCACUUACUGACCCUCAUGCCGACAAGAAGUCAAUCAAUCAAUCAAUCAAUUUUAUUUAUAAAGCCCAAUAUCACAAAUCACAAUUUGCCUCACAGGGCUUUACAGCAUACGACAUUCCUCUGUCCUUAUGACCCUCGCAGCGGAUAAGGAAAAA
Molecule: messenger RNA, 3811 nt
Organism: Epinephelus fuscoguttatus (brown-marbled grouper)
Lineage: Eukaryota; Metazoa; Chordata; Actinopteri; Perciformes; Serranidae
Gene: slc27a6
Product: solute carrier family 27 member 6
Exons: 10
Coding region: 123-1994 (623 amino acids)
Molecular function (GO): long-chain fatty acid-CoA ligase activity; long-chain fatty acid transmembrane transporter activity
Source: RefSeq, a predicted model, not a curated record